AUGGCGGCGGCCGGGAGCGGCGGGAGCCGGGCGGACAACGGCUACGGCGGGCAGCAGCCGCGGCGCAGGAAGGGCCCGGGCGCGCUGGCCACGGGCUACCUCGUUAUCUACAACGUGGUGAUGACGGCGGGGUGGCUUGUUAUUGCAGUUGGUCUAGUUCGGGCAUAUCUGGCUAAAGGCAGCUACCACAGCCUUUACUAUUCAAUAGAAAAGCCCCUGAAAUUCUUCCAAACUGGAGCUUUGCUUGAGAUUCUGCACUGUGCACUUGGCAUUGUUCCCUCUUCUGUUGUUCUGACUGCUUUCCAAGUAAUGUCAAGGGUUUUCCUGACGUGGGCAGUAACACAUAGUGUAAAAGAGGUACAAAGUGAAGACAGUGUCCUCUUGUUUGUAGUGGCCUGGACAAUCACCGAGAUAAUCCGUUACUCUUUUUACACGUUUAGCUUGUUAAACCAUCUCCCUUAUCUCAUCAAAUGGGCCAGGUACACUUUGUUUAUAGUAUUGUAUCCAAUGGGAGUCUCAGGUGAAUUACUCACAAUAUAUGCUGCAUUACCCUUCGUCAGGCAGUCUGGCUUGUAUUCCAUUAGUUUACCUAACAAGUACAAUUUUUCAUUUGACUACUAUACAUUCCUGAUCCUGGUCAUGAUCUCUUACAUUCCAAUCUUCCCUCAGCUCUAUUUCCACAUGCUGCAUCAGAGGCGAAAGGUACUCUCCCACACUGAAGAGCAUAAGAAGUCGGAGUAAUUCCAACUCUUUUUCAGAACUUUUCAAACAUCAAAAUGCUGCAGUUUUUCAAUACCCAGCACAUUUGUAAAGAGUAUACCAAGAUAAGUCAGAGGUAAAAGACCAAUAAUUUAGCAAGAAUAACUAAAAAUCUGAUUUCAGUGAAAUUCCAGGAUGUCAAACAUUGAAAUAAUUUUCAGCUUGCAGUGCUUCAGAAAACUUAAACUUUAUAUGGCUUGGCAGUUAACCUUUUCCUUAAAUGAUGUGCUAAAUGGUUUUCAUUUAUUACUAAAUGCCUGAAGGUUGCAGUAUGAGUGAUGAAGUUGUACCCACUAAAUGCCUGAAAUGGGAUUAUAUUACUGAUACCUCUUUUUUAAAGUGCUUGACUGCAUGCCAGAAACUGUAUGUAUUGCUGUGAAAGCAAACAGUAUGCUCUGGAAUACUUCAGGAUAAUGUCAGAGACUUCAGUGGAGAAUGUAAUCUGGGCAAAGUAUUUGAAUUUAGAAAGGUAGGUUGUGUAUUUAAAAGGUGAUGGGAACAAGAAUAAGAAACCAAUUACGGAAAAUGAGGGGAAUGUGUUUUUUUAGGAAUUUAAACAGUACAGUGUCUGACCAGAGUGUGCUCUCUGAAGAUCUUGUUUAAGCUGAUCACUCAAAUGCUAAUAUUAAUUCAGAGGCUGUAAUUCUUAUCUGAAACAUCAAAACUGCGAAGUACUGCAUCCCUGAAUACUUUUUUACAUAUUAAAAAAAAAUUAAUACUAACUGUAAUACUUUAGUGGUAUCAGUAAUGAAUCUAAACAAUAUAAGAAGAUAGUUCACCCAGAAAUAGGAGCAGUUCUCCCUUUUUUACUAUAAAUUAUCAUCUCUAGUCAUUGUCUGUGAUACUCUUCUUUCAGUGCUGAGGACUACUUGGUCUACUGUGUUUGGGGGCCUUGUUCCUUAGCCUGACUUUUCUCAAGUGACUUAGGUCAUCACCCUGGCACAUCCAAGCAGGCAGUUCCAGGCACUCAACUUCUGAAGUGUUGCAAAGUCAUAAUCUGCUCCUUGCAGAGCAGAUUCUCAUGUGUUACAUGCUGCUUUGCAGACUGGACAAGUCACCCUCAUCUGUUCUUUGGAAAGAGUGGAAGACCACAAGAAGUUAUAUUCUCCUAGGUGCUUUCUCUGGGUUCUCAGGCUUAACCUUUCCUUGGGAAGGUAAAAGGAAAAUGAAAGAGCUGAGAGAGCCUUGUGGUGAGAUAGAAAGCACUAGUGCUGUGUGAGCUGUGCCCCAAGUCUAGAAGAAACUUCUGACUGGAGUAACAGGAAUGAAAGGAACAGAAGGGAAAUGAAUGGAUAUCCAAGCAAAGACAAAAGGAAAUGUAGGUUAUGGCUUUGCUCUGUUAGGAAUUGAUGGCCAAAUAGUCCUGUCUGCAUCCAGUCAGAGUCACUAGACAAGACCAUGUGGGCUUCUCUGGCUUCUCUUGUUACCUGAUUUAGUGCACAGAUGAGGUGUGACCACUCCCAUGCUGCCUUGUGCUGUGCCUGCCAGCACCUCCCCUGGACAUGGCCCAGUUAUGUUUGACACAUCCCAGCUCUUCCUAAACACAGCUGGGAAGUACUGAGGACACAGGCUCUCUGUUCUAGCAGUUGGGAAGCACUGGAUUUACAGUUAUUCAGAUUUAUACUUCUCAGAGUGAUAUUAAAAAAAAUGCAACUUGGAAUUUUCAGUAAUUUUCUUUGGCUCUGUGAAAAGGACCGAAUUUUCCUAACUCUCACUAUAUAGAGCCUUUCCUGUUCAACACAAACAGGAUUAUUAUAAGCAGAGAAAGGGUAAGAGACAAUAAUAUUCUUUGCUUCUAUUUUCAACAUUUUGGAGCCAAUUAUUGACCGAAUUAAAAAACACAGGAGGUUGUAGCAAGUUGGGUGUUGGUCUUUUCUCACAGGUUACAAGCAAUAGGACUAGAGGAUACUGCCUCUUGUUGUGGCAAGGAAGGUCUAGAUGGGAUAUUAGGAAAAAUUUCUUUGUGGAAGGGAUUGUCAAGCAUUGGAACAAGCUGCCCAGGGAAGUGAUAGAGUCACCAUCCUUGAAGGUAUUUAAAAGACCUGAAGAUGUGGUGCUUAAGGACAUGGUUUACUGGGAUUUUGCAGUGUUAGGAUAAUGGUUGGACUCUAUCUUAGGGGUCUUUUCCAACCCAAACAAUUCUGUGAUUCUAUUACUAUGGCUAUAUACAACCUCAAAAUGGUUUUGGAUUCAAAGAUGCAACAAUACAGUCCUUUCUGUAUUAGGUUAUGUGCUUUGUUGUAGUGAUCUGAGAAAUGUUACAUUAUUCUGAACUCAUUGUUUGAACGUGUGAGCUUCCACCUCUGAACAAAACAUGUCCUUUUGUUGUAUUUGCUAUUAAAGAAGUUAAUGUCAA
Vidua chalybeata is the source of this 3115-nucleotide messenger RNA. RefSeq names its product 3-hydroxyacyl-CoA dehydratase 2 (gene HACD2). Lineage: Eukaryota; Metazoa; Chordata; Aves; Passeriformes; Viduidae. The record is from RefSeq and is a predicted model, not a curated record. Gene Ontology annotation, molecular function: 3-hydroxyacyl-CoA dehydratase activity. Gene Ontology annotation, biological process: sphingolipid biosynthetic process; fatty acid elongation; very long-chain fatty acid biosynthetic process. The transcript has 7 exons. Bases 1 to 741 code for a protein of 246 amino acids. Gene Ontology annotation, cellular component: endoplasmic reticulum membrane.